Messenger RNA from Cynocephalus volans (Philippine flying lemur), 4870 nucleotides. Its product is annotated as ovostatin homolog 1-like. Gene Ontology annotation, cellular component: extracellular region. Gene Ontology annotation, molecular function: endopeptidase inhibitor activity. The record is from RefSeq and is a predicted model, not a curated record. The coding region runs from base 1 to 4125 and encodes 1374 amino acids. Lineage: Eukaryota; Metazoa; Chordata; Mammalia; Dermoptera; Cynocephalidae. The transcript has 34 exons.
AUGUGGAUGAGAAUACUUCUGGGUGUUUUUCUCUUUCAUCUGUCUCUUUCUCAGUCACCAAAAGUGCAGUACGUCCUGCUGGUCCCUUCUGUUCUACAAGAAGGCUCUUUGGAUAAAGCGUGUGCCCAGCUUUUUAAUCUUACUGAAUCUGUUGUUCUGACUGUCUCUCUCAACUAUGGUGAGGUCCAGACCAAAAUAUUUGAAGAGAAUGUUACAGAAGAAAAUUUUUUCAAAUGUGUCAGCUUUGAGGUUCCUCAAUCCAGAUCUGACCCACUGGCUUUCAUUACGUUCUCUGCUAAAGGAGCCACUCUGAACCUGGAAGAGAGAAGGUCUGUGGCAAUCAGUCACAGGGAAAAUGUGGUGCUUGUGCAGACAGAUAAACCCGUGUACAAGCCUGGACAGAAAGAUGUAGAUACUUAUGCACAGUCUUUCUUCUCGUAUACUUUUACUUACCCAGUGAUCACCAUUAAGGAUCCACGACAUAACCGAAUACAACAGUGGCUGAAUGAGGAGUCUGUGAGCGGUAUCGUACAACUCUCCUUCCAGUUAAUCUUGGAGCCCAUCCUUGGAUGGUAUGAAAUCACUGUGGAGAGUCUCUCUGAGAAGAAAACAUAUCACUUAUUCUCUGUGGAAGAAUAUGUGUUACCCAAAUUUCAAAUGAUUGUGGAUGCACCAGAAAAUAUCUUAGUUGUGGACUCUGAAUUCAAAGUUAAUGUCUGUGCCUCAUAUACCUAUGGCGAACCUGUGGAAGGAAAGGUUCAACUUAGCGUGUGCAGGGAUUCUACUGCUUAUGGUGCUUGUGGACAUCUUCCCUAUUCACUGUGUAAAAAUUUUACCACUCAGUUAGGGAAAGAUGGAUGUGUCUCCCAGUUUAUCAGCACCGAUGCUUUUGAGUUAAAUCGAGAAGGAUACUGGAGUUACCUUGAAGUGCAUGCUCUUGUCACAGAACAUGGAACAGGUGUUCAGCUUACAGACUCCCAGAAGAUAUAUAUAGACUCAUCGAUGGUGAAGAUUAGAUUUGAGAAUAUGGAUACAGUCUACAAACAGGGACUCCCUUAUUUUGGCCAGAUCAAAUUACUUCAUCCAGAUGACUCUCCCAUCCCAGAUGAAGUUAUCCAGUUGUACCUGCAGGACAAACUCGUGGGCAACUACAGCACAGAUGUCAAUGGCACUGCUCAGUUUUCCUUGGACACAUCUAAGAUUACGUACCCAAAUAUCACUUUGAAAGCAACCUACAAAGCCAAUGAAAAUUGCAAAGCUCGUGGCUGGGUGUUGCCUCAAUACUCUCAGCCAGAAUACUUUGUGCGCCGAUUUUACUCCAAGACUAAGAGCUUCCUGAAGAUUGUCCCAGAGAUGGAAGAACUGAGAUGCAACCAGCAGAAGUGGGUAAUGGUGCACUACCUUCUCAAUAUGGAAGACUUCGAAGACAAAACCUACACAGCAGACUUCAAUUAUUUGGUGAUUGCAAAAGGCAUAAUCGUUCUUCAUGGACAAGAGAAAAUCAAGGUCAAUAAUGAUGUUUCAUCUUUUCUUUUCACAGCUAUGAAGGGCAUGUUUUCCAUCCCUAUAGAGGUUAGCCCUGAGUUAGCGCCCUCUGCGGUUGUGCUUGUCUACAGCUUGCAUCCUGGAGGAGAAAUGGUCACUGAUAGCUCCCGAUUCCAAAUUGAGAAGUGCUUCCAAAAUGAGGUCAACUUAAAUUUUUCUAAAGACAAAAGUUUGCCAGGAUCCAAUAUCAGUCUUCAAGUUUCAGCCGCUUCAAACUCUUUUUGUGCUCUUUGGGCUGUAGAUCAAAGCAUAUUGCUACUAAGGAAUGACAAUCAGCUAUCAGCACAAAGUGUAUAUAAUCAGCUAUAUUACAGGGAGUUACAUGGCUAUCAUUUCGAAAGACUUAACUUAGAAGAUGGCCCUAAAAUGCCAUGUCUCAAAAAUGAACAAAUCCUUUACAAUGGAAUUUAUUACACACCUGUAUGGGCUGACUUUGGAAAAGAUGCCUAUGACCUUGUGAAGGCAAUGGGAUUAAAGGUCUUUACCAACUCUCAUCUUCGGAAACCAGAACUGUGCAAGGAUUCCGCACAUCCUGACAGUGAUGAAGACACCAACUACUCAAAGAUAAUUUUGACUUCAGGUGUCGAUUACGAUUUUGGUGGAUUUUACAGUGAAACUCUGAGGAAAACAUUUCCUGAAACUUGGAUUUGGAAUCUUAUCACAACUGACUCCACAGGAGUAGCCAACCUUAGUCUUACUGUUCCCGAUACCAUUACACAGUGGAAAGCCAGUGGAUUCUGCAUGAAUGACAGAGCGGGAUUUGGCAUCUCCCCAACCAUCUCUCUGAAGGCUUUUCAGCCCUUCUUUGUGGACCUCACCCUCCCCUAUUCAGUGGUUCGAGGAGAAACAUUCACUCUGAAGGCCGAUGUCUUCAACUAUCUCAACAGAUGUAUGCAGCCUGAAGGUAUUGAAAAGGAGAUAACACAGGGCUCCUUUAUUUGCACACAUGGAUCCAGAGUGUCUCAACCAGUAGUGCUAACUUCACCAGAAAAUCUUGUGAAAGAUUCAGAUAGAGCUUAUUGGUCUGUCCUUGGAGACAUUCUUGGUUCUGCCAUGCAAAACCUGCAGAAUCUUCUCCAAAUGCCUUUUGGUUGUGGAGAACAGAAUAUGGCCUUAUUCACUCCCAAUAUUUACAUCUUGGACUAUCUGAAUCAGACUCAACAAGUGACAGAAGAGAUAAGAUCCAAGGCUAUUGGAUACCUGGCCACAGGAUAUCAGAGGCAGCUGUCUUAUAAACACUCAGAUGGAUCAUAUAGCACCUUUGGACAUAAAGAUGAAGAUGGAAACACAUGGCUCACUGCAUUCGUUUACAAGUCAUUUGCACAGGCUAAACGUCACAUUUAUAUCGAUGAUGAAGUUCAGUCCCAAACCCUUAUUUGGCUCUUAAAUAGUCAGAAAUCAGAUGGCUGCUUCCUCAAUUCUGGCAAAGACUUCAACAAUGCUUUGAAGGGAGAAGAUACUGAAAUCUCUCUCACUGCAUAUGUUAUCAAUGCACUGCUUGAAGCGGGCCACCCCACCUCGUUUGUGGCAAUUCAAAAGGGUCUCCGGUGCAUAGAUGCUGCAUCUAGAAGAGCUAUGACUACCUAUGACCAGGCUCUCCUGGCCUACAUGUUUAGUUUAGCAGGCUAUGAAGACAAAAUGGAAUUCUUCUUCAAUGAGCUGAGCAAAAAAGCAAAGAAAGUAGGUGGCUCAGUGUACUGGGAACUGGAAGAGCGGUUUUCUACAGAAGGAUCAUCCUCUUUCUACCACCCUUGGGCUUCCUCUGCAGACAUAGAGGUGACCUGUUACGGCCUGUUGGCUGUUCUUUCCAAGCCACGUCUGACUUCAGAAGACCUGUCCUAUGCUUCUCAGAUUGUGCAAUGGGUGGCAAAGCAGCAAAAUUCCUAUGGAGGUUUCUCCUCUACAAAGGAUACAGUUGUGGCCCUCCAAGCCCUGACUUUGUUCCAAAGGCUCACUUUCUCUAAGAACAGACAAAAUUCAGUGCAAAUCUUCUCUGACCAAGCAUUCAAUGUGGACUUCCAAGUCAACGAUGAGAGCCGUUUGCUGCUACAGCAAAUCCCAUUGCCAACAACUAAGGGAAACUACAUGGUGGAAGUGAGUGGCAAUGGCUGCGUAUAUGUGCAGACAACUCUGAGAUAUAACAUCCUGCUCCCCAAGAAGUCAUCUGGGUUUUCCCUUUCUGUGAAUUCAGCCAACGCUUUCUGCAAAGGAUUAUUUGAUAUGCACUUUGACCUUGUUAUUUCAGCCAGUUAUCAUGGAAGACGCAACUCUUCCAACAUGGCAAUCAUUGAUGUGAAGAUGCUUUCGGGAUUUGUACCUGAUAAAUCAUCAGUUCAGAAGCUUCAGAAAGAUGGCAAAGUACAAAAAGUAGAAAUCAAAACCACCCAUGUCUUUUUCUAUCUGGAGAAUGUUACUCAAAAGGAAAUUCAGUUCUCUUUCUCUGUUGAACAAGACGCUCCUGUGUCCAACGUCAAGCCCGCGUCUGUUCAGCUCUAUGAUUACUAUGAAACUGAUGAAUUUGCACUUGCAGAAUACACCACACCGUGCGGUCAGAUGUCUUUUGAAACCUCCUCAUUCUAGGAUAAGAAAAAUAAGAUGGAAAACUAGAACACCCUGAAACUGGGUUAUAUAUUAAGUAAAUACAUCCACUGUUUCAACCAAAGAAAAGCACCUGGAAGAACCUUUAUAAUGCAGCAGUUACUCAAGUUCUCCCACUGACAGCACCCUCCCUCAGGUGCAUUGACACGGACAGCAUUCUUUCUGGAGCAUUCUUUCUGUCCAAGGAGCUUGCCUGGAGUCCUGGUAGCCAGUUUGACUUGUGUGAAUCUUCAGCUGGGAAGUACAGACUUAGUUCCAGGGGCAGAUGUCAACCAGUGAUGACCAGAGACAGUGCACAAAUGCUCCUGCCUCCUGCCUUCAGUCAGAAAAGUCUGGGAGGCAUUCUGAAUGCUUCUGAUGAAGUUCCCUUGAAAGCGAAUUCCCAUAUUCUCAUGGAGCAGCCUCAGUAACAAAUCCUUAAAUUAGCUUUUUUCCCCUCUUGACCUCCUUGAUCUCUCUCUCUCUUCCUGGAAUCACCCCUGAAAUGAAUAAUCUGCACCCACGCUCUUGCCUCAAAAUCUGCUUUCAGGGCAACCCGAGAAAGACAACAUACUGUAUCAAUCCCUAAAUAACUACAGAAAAUAUUUUGCUAGGUAUGAAAUAUUCUAACAUGUUGAUAAUUUAGUCCUGGUAUGUGUUUUUAAAUAAUUUAUCAGAAACUGUAGAAGAACAGAUGUGACAUUGUGAAAAUAUAAGUUUGAUCUCUUCUCAUGGUGUACAGCUCCUA